Aspergillus saccharolyticus JOP 1030-1 is the source of this 1280-nucleotide messenger RNA. Its product is annotated as magnesium transporter CorA family protein. The transcript has 2 exons. Gene Ontology annotation, cellular component: plasma membrane. Gene Ontology annotation, biological process: magnesium ion transmembrane transport; intracellular magnesium ion homeostasis. The coding region runs from base 103 to 1206 and encodes 367 amino acids. Gene Ontology annotation, molecular function: magnesium ion transmembrane transporter activity. The record is from RefSeq and is a predicted model, not a curated record. Lineage: Eukaryota; Fungi; Ascomycota; Eurotiomycetes; Eurotiales; Aspergillaceae.
GGGUUGACUACAGUACCCACAUUCGCAGCGUCCCCUGCUAUCCGACAAGAUUCAAUGUCAAACACGUUCUGACUGCCUGUUGCAAGUCAAUGAGUGUACACAAUGCAAUCGGAAGACAACCCUCGCUUCACCCACUUCUCCUGCCAAUCUCAUAAAGUCACAGUAGCUUCCAACUUUGAAGGUCUCUUGACCGAUCCGUCGGAGCAGUCUCCAGACAUCAAUGAUCUCAAAGUCAAUGCGUGGUGGUUAGAUAUUCGCGAUGCCUCUGAAGAAGAUGUCAGGGUUGUUGGGCAGGCACUGUCCAUCCACCCGUUAACAGCCGAGGACAUCGUCACGCGAGAGACACGUGAGAAGAUCGAAACCUUCCGGAACUAUUAUCUGAUCUCAUUCCAGACUUUGCUGUCUGCUACGGAGGGCGACUACUUGGGCCGCAGCAAGUCUCUCACCACUGAUCCUCGUACAAUCCCUGACUCGGCCGGCUUCUAUAUCCUCGUCUUCAAGAACGCCAUUGUCACCUUCUCGCCCAGAGGCUGUAAUCAUGUUUCGCGGGUGCUGGACCGAAUUCACCGGAUGCAAGAUCCAUCGAUCAUGUCGAGCGAGUGGAUAUGCUAUGCAUUGAUCGACGAUAUCGUUGACAGCUUCGGCCCCUACAUGCGAGCCGCAGAGCGUGACUGUGACGCCAUCGAAGACCAAGUCUUCAUGGCGCGGGCCGACGACAUUAAGGCCAUCAUCCCACUGGUCGAUCGUCUUCACAAAAGCAUCAGCCAGCUUACCCAUUGCCUGAGCGGGAAAGCUGAGGUCCUCAACGGAUUCGUCAAGCGCUGUCAGGCAAAAAGUCAGAACGCCGUCUUCUCGAAAGCGGAGAUGAUCGUGUACUUGGGCGACGUGCAGGACCAUCUGGUGACCACGUUGACCAAUCUGUCCCACUUUGACGAGAUUGUCGGUCGGUCGCAGGCUAACUUUCUAGCACAGAUGAGUGUUAACAACAUCCGGCUGAGCUUGAAUAUCAACGAGAUCCUGAGUAAGGUGACGGUUCUUGCGAGUAUCUUUGUCCCGUUGCAUAUGAUCACGGGGCUGUGGGGCAUGAAUGUGCCGGUUCCUGGGCAGGAUGCUGGUGGGUUGGGAUGGUUCUUUGGGAUUGUGGGAUGUUUUGUUGUGUUUAUUAUUGUUUGCUGUAUACUCUCGAGGAGGUUGAAGCUGUUGUAGAUGUUUUCGAACGUACAGAAUUGGUUGUCUAUACUUCCAGAAGUAGUUACCCAGAAUAUAAGGCAUUGUCUGAG